AUGGCCCAGGAAGUGAAAGGAGAUGUGUGGAAAGAAAUGAAAGUGCGUGACAUAAUUUUCUUGGCCAUGGCAAUGGGUUUGGGAAGUCACUUUCUGGAAUUUCAACGUCAAAAUAAAGAACGAGGUGGGAGAAGGGAAGUUGAAUACGUUGAUUAUAAGCUUUUUGAGAGGUAA
Molecule: messenger RNA, 174 nt
Organism: Sphenostylis stenocarpa
Lineage: Eukaryota; Viridiplantae; Streptophyta; Magnoliopsida; Fabales; Fabaceae
Source: the annotation of a GenBank genome assembly